AUGCCUUCCACUCUCUGCACGGCCAAGGCCUCCUACAAGAAGUUGCCCGGCCUCUUAGAACUCACUCACACCCAUCUUCUAUGGACCCAAGAUGGAAAGAAAGUACCAUCUGUCAGGGUAUCCUAUGCCGAAGCAGCAUCUCUAUUUUGCAGCAAAGAGGGCGCCGCACAAACACGUCUCAAGCUCGGAGUCGUCGGGGAUGACACAGGCCACAACUUCACUUUCACAGCGCCACAAGGCGUGGCGCUCGCCGAACGCGAAAAAUUCAAGAACGAACUGACUGCCAUCAUCAGCCGCAACCGUAGCGGGGUCGCAACACCCGCCUCCGCUGUUCCCCCUGGAACCCCAGUGCCCGCGCGGCCUAUCACGCAUGGACACCGACCUUCGGUACAGGCGUCUAGGGCGUCAACGUCCCGCGCGCCCUCUACUGGCAGCGACUCGCACGCCUCGGGAACUCCGGUCAACGAUCCUACGAGCGAGUUCAGGCUGCGCAAGAAAGUGCUUCUGAGCAACCCGGAACUUGCGGCUUUACACAGAGAGCUCGUCAUGGGCGGGCAAAUUACAGAAAACGAGUUCUGGGAAGGCCGAGAACAUCUUCUCCUAGCGCAGGCUGCUACCGAGAACCAGCAGCGAGGAAAACCAGGUCAGUUGGUUGACCCACGACCACAGACCAUGGAUGGGGAGGUCAAGAUCGUCAUCACCCCACAGCUUGUACAUGAUAUCUUCGAAGAAUAUCCCGUCGUAGCGAAGGCGUACAGCGAGAACGUUCCAAACAAGCUCUCCGAAGCGGAGUUCUGGAAGCGCUACUUCCAGUCGAAGCUCUUCAACGCUCACCGAGCCUCCAUCCGCUCGUCUGCAGCUCAGCAUGUCGUCAAGGAUGAUCCGGUAUUCGACAAGUACCUGGAGAAGGAGGACGAUGAGUUGGAGCCCCGGCGGCUCAGACAAGAAGGCGUGGAUAUAUUCAUUGACUUAGGCGCCACGCAGGAGGACCAUGAUGAGACUGGCAACGCGAGAGACGUCACGAUGCAGGCGGGGAAACAGCGAGCGGUCCUGCCACUCAUUCGCAAAUUCAACGAACACUCAGGGAGAUUGCUGGAUACCGCGUUAGGAGAACCUGCGGCGAAACGGAAACGAACAGACGAAGGCCUCGAUCGCCUAGCGCAAUUGGACCUAGAAGACCUACACGAUAACCAAGCCUCUGCAGGUAUUCUGCUAGAUAUGCAAGAUCGGCAGCGAUACUUCCAAGGUAGGAUGGAGUCGUCAGCACCACAGACUCCGAAUCCAGGUCUUGAUCUUCGAACGGCGUUGCGGGAGGCGAAAGAGAGUAUGCAGGGGUGGUCUGCUGAUCUCAGCCAGCUCAAGAUAGAGCGAAAAGCCUCAGAUACAGCCCUGCUUGGGAUGACGCAGAACGUGAGUGCCCGACUGGAGGUCAAGAUGAAAAAGCACGACCUGCCUGAGGGCAUCUUCCGACAGAUGACCACAUGCCAAACCGCCGCCAACGAGUUCCUGCGACAGUUCUGGCUGUCGAUAUAUCCGCCGCUGGUAGAGGUGCAGACGCUGUCGAUGUCGACGCCGGUGCAGAAGGCGGCGAAGGCGGCGAAGAUGGUCGGGUACCUAGGGAAGACGCACGAAAAGGUAGAUGCCCUCGUGCGCGCCGCGCAGGCGGAGGGCGUCGAUCCGACGCGCGUGCGAGUUGCUAUGCAGCCGAUCCUGGACGCAGUCGACAAAGCACUCGCAUUCUCGCGGGUGCGCUCUUCCAAAAUGCCUCGGUGA
This is a messenger RNA of Sparassis crispa, 1773 nucleotides long. RefSeq lists its product as hypothetical. Gene Ontology annotation, cellular component: transcription factor TFIIH core complex; transcription factor TFIIH holo complex. The coding region runs from base 1 to 1773 and encodes 590 amino acids. Gene Ontology annotation, biological process: transcription by RNA polymerase I; nucleotide-excision repair; transcription by RNA polymerase II. The record is from RefSeq and is a predicted model, not a curated record. Lineage: Eukaryota; Fungi; Basidiomycota; Agaricomycetes; Polyporales; Sparassidaceae. The transcript has 12 exons.